Messenger RNA from Solea senegalensis (Senegalese sole), 5677 nucleotides. It is a transcript of the gene efnb1, whose product is annotated as ephrin-B1. NCBI's taxonomy places the organism in Eukaryota, Metazoa, Chordata, Actinopteri, Pleuronectiformes, Soleidae. The record is from RefSeq and is a predicted model, not a curated record. Gene Ontology annotation, cellular component: plasma membrane. Gene Ontology annotation, molecular function: ephrin receptor binding. Gene Ontology annotation, biological process: axon guidance; ephrin receptor signaling pathway. The transcript is spliced from 5 exons. The coding region runs from base 880 to 1875 and encodes 331 amino acids.
CUGAAGCUGCCUCACGCACCGGAGCGCCGUGAGUUCUUCACACGCCUAAACAAAGAUAUACCGGCGUGGAAAUGUUGACGAGCGGAUUCAAAGCCACGGAUCAGGCUGUUGAGAGGAUCUAAAUUUCCCCUCAGCACUUUUUUUUUGGUAUUUUGUCUUCGUGCAGCGACAAAGGUGUGUGUGUGUGUGUGCGUGUGUGUAUAUAUACACUCACACAUACAUAUUUACGCACCGGGCUCCGAGUUGGACUAGAGAAGCUGUCCUGCUGGGGCGCACUGAGAGCCGCGAGGGAUAUUUACAAUAGAAGGGAAGAAUAGCAGCAGCAACAGCGGGAGGUGGAGGUGGAGUGAAAGAUUACACUGGAAUGAAGUGGACCUCGAGAUUCCCAGCGUGCUGCGGAGUUGUGACUGAUGGAUGGAUGUGGUCAUGUGUAGGGUAGAAACAGCGACAGGUACAGACGCAGCAGCAGCAGCAGCAGCGGGGGAGCUGUGACAAAGACGCUUCAGCCGCAUCACCAUCCACCACAUCGCUUCUCCAUAAGAACACUGUAUGACUGGUUAGAUCUGUUUUGCCACAAACACCAACCAGAUCGUAUCGUCGAGAGACGCAGCAGCAGCAGCAGCAGCAGCAGCCACAGGUCAACCAGGACACUCCGGGGCUGAUUGUCCCUCACAUCACACUCCACAGACCACGCUGCUGCUUUGGAGCAUUUUAUGAAGAAGUCGCACAGAAGGACAUGUAUCUGACAUCGACCUCACAUGCUCCCGACUGAUCGUUUCUCACCUUCCCACCGGGCGAACCACAGAUAAAGGCAGCCACGCGCACCGUCCGACUCUCGCUCAGAGUUCUCGGCUCACUGUGUCUGUACAAUUUAGCAGAAUGGCGGGACCCGCUUGUUGGAAGUAUUACCUCUGGAUCUUUAUUUUAAUCUGCAGGUCCGCGUUGCCUUCUGCGAAAACGCUGGAGACUAUAAUUUGGAGCUCACAGAAUCCCAAGUUUCUGGUCGGAAAAGGCCUGGUGAUCUACCCAGACAUUGGGGACAAGUUGGACAUCAUCUGUCCCAAAGCAGACCAGGGCAGAGACUAUGAGUUCUACAAGCUGUACCUGGUAAAGAGGGAGCAGGCGGAGAGCUGCAGUACAGUCCUCGAUCCAAAUGUCCUGGUCAACUGCAACAAGCCCGAAAAGGACAUCAAGUUCACCAUCAAAUUCCAGGAGUUCAGCCCCAACUACAUGGGCCUGGAGUUCAAGAGGAACGUAAACUACUACAUCACCUCAACCUCCAAUGGCACAGUUGAGGGCCUGGAGAACCGCGAGGGAGGCGCCUGCAGGAGCCGAGCCAUGAAAGUCAUCAUGAAAGUCGGACAAGUUCCAAACGCGGUGAACCCUGUGGCGCCGGAGGCUCCAGAAGACAACGCCAUACCAGAGUCCAGUCCAAGUCCGCCUGACCAAGGUCGCGUUGGGCCUGAGAUGCCAGGAAAUCCUGACCACAUGAAUCAGGACCCGGGUUCCUCGUCAAACACAGACAGCAUCUUCGGAUCCAGAGUGGCCGUGUUCUCCGCCAUUGUGGCGGGCUGCAUCAUCUUCCUCCUGCUCAUCCUACUCCUCAUCAUCCUGCUCAUCAAGAUGCGCAAGCGCGCCAGGAAAAAUACCCACUCUCAGCCCCGCCCCUCGGCACUGUCGCUCAGCACGCUGUCCAAUCCCAAGCUGCCCGGGGGCACAGCUGGCACUGAGCCCAGUGACAUCAUCAUUCCGCUGCGGACAGAGAACAACUACUGCCCUCACUAUGAGAAGGUGAGCGGCGACUAUGGCCACCCCGUCUACAUUGUCCAGGAGAUGCCGCCGCAGAGCCCCGCCAACAUCUACUACAAAGUCUGACAUGCUCCGCACAGCCAGCGACACAGCCAGGAGAGAGAGAGAGAGAGAGAAAGGGGGAGCGCUUGAUUUAUGUUCCUGGGAAGAACACCUUCCUUUGCAUUCUGGGGACUUGAUGUUUCUUCAAGCCCCUGUUAUUUCUACCACCUGCUGCACAAAUCUGGAGAGACAUGCACUGACCAGUAACCAGCGGGGUUGUGAGCUGACUGAUGAGAGGUUUAUUUUGUUUGUUUGGGUUGUCUGAAAUAUCCCCACCCUCCUUCUCCUCCUCCCCCCACCUCCCAACUUCUACGUCUCCCCGCUGGGCACCAACAGGGGGGCAGGGCUGUAGCAAACCAACAGAUGGAACUUUAGCUUCCUGGUUUGCUGUCCCCUUUAAUGGGCAGGAUAUAACUUAUCUCAGUUCCCUGAAGUACAGUCUGUGCUACACCCAAUUAAACACACCACCCUAGCACACCAGCCAGGAACAGGCUGACACAGGCCCCGACCGCCACUCAGCCUGCAGUUUAUGUGUGUGUGUGUGUGUGUCAGCAUGCAUGUGUGUGUAUUAGUCAGGGCUCUGUGCUGGACCAGGAAACUCUCCAGAUAGCUCAGGUAUCAGACACAGUGUGUGAAACGAUGUGUUCCUCUCCCUUCGCACCUCUGAUGUUUGCCUUACUUAACUAUUUUUGAUGGAGGAUCUCCUCAAACCCUGAGUCAGUUCACAAAGCAGUUGUAUUUUGUUAGACUUUUCCUACAAGUGCACAAUGUAUAGAGUUGAAUAGAUCAUCAUUAUUACCCCCAUCCUUUCACUACCAAUGUCAUCCAUUGCAGUCAUCCCCCCCCGAAAAGGAUUAGCUGGACUGCUGACGUCGAGGUGUGUCUGUUCAUGUUCAUGUAUGUGACUGUGUGUGUUUUUAUUGUAAUACUCCCUCCUCCACUAGUCCUAGUGAGUGUUGCCAUUACUCUGGUAUUUAUGACUUGUGUCCUUUGAAUGAGUGAGUGAGUGUGUGUGUGUGUGUGUGUGCGUGUUUGUUCGGACAUGUCUAGACCAGUCUAGUAUCCAGGCAGACUUGUUGGCUUAGGGGUAGAACAGUAAGUUACUGUGUCAUGUGCUUCAAAAAGAAGACAGACCAGGCUGCCCGACUUUCCGGAAGACAUGCCCAAGACCUAACUGGCAUCAACUGAAGGUUUUAUUGAGUCUGAUUUUUUCAGGGUAGAAUGAUUUUCCGUACACUGGCAGGCAUGUUGAUAUUUGUUUGUUCUAGCUUCUGGUGCUACGGUGUAAGAAUCAAACAGUUAGUAUGUGCCUGCUGCCUGAGCCUGGGUGCUCAGUGCUGACUGCCUGGCCUACAUAGGUAGGAUGCCCUAUAUAUAAGUUGGAGAGCACGCUACGGCUGAAGAUUGGGAUACAUUACUGUCAGAUGCCAAUUGGCUGCCAUCUGUACAUGAGUCAGUGGAGUGUGCAGUCAGCGGUGUCGCCAGCGUGUGACUAAUCUGUGUGCCAUCUCCAUGCCCACACUCACCAGCCGGGGAGGAGAGUGAGUGAGAGGAGAGCAUGAGAGAGAGCAGCAGAUGAAGGAGAAAAUGUUCUUGUGACUUGGCUUUAACCUGAGAGCAAGAUGGCGGUGGGUACUGGGUGGAGGGGGUUUGGCAGGGAGGAGGAGGUAGUGGGGGAUGAGGGGGGGAUGGCGGGUGUGGUGCGGUUUAGUAUUAAUUUUUCCAUCCGCUCACCAGUUGUGCUGUGAAUAAAAAAAAAAAAAAAAUGCUGUGCAGAAAUAUUCCACAGUCAAGGUGUGCAGGCUGCGAGGACACUGCAGCUCAGCUAUCACACAGCCCAGGGCAGCGGCACCGAGGCAGGAUUUACUGCAGCCGGGUGCAUGAACAUGUGUGCACACUGAAGCUCGCCUUCAGGUGGGGUAGAGGGAGGGGUGGUGAUUGAAUCUGUCUGUGUGAACAUGUAGGUGUUUUUUUUGUGCUUAUAUUUGCAGUUUUUCUCUGAGUGUGUGUGUGUGUAUGUGUGUGUGAAUGCUUAUGGGGUUUUUAAGCAGCAGAGCAGACUGUUUUUCUUUUGGAUGGGGAGGUUGGACUAGAGGUAGGUGCUCCGAACAGUGUAGCCGCCAAAAUACGAAGCGCCGCAGUCCCAGUUAAUGAUGUGUGAGAGGAGAGGAGAUAAGGACGGCCAUUCCUCAGCACGCAGACACUGAGCUGACGUUUAAUGCACAUGUGCGUACAAACACAUGCACAGACUGACGGGUCCGGGUUUAUCUCCAGUCAAACGGUCAGACUGCCGGUGAAUGUUUAUUCACCAGCGGACGGACCUAUCAUCUGCUGCCACAAACUAUCGCCAUCCACUGAUAUACACUGCUGGGAUAAAAGGCAGCCCAGCUUGAAGACACAGGGAAGACUCCAAUAGCUUUUGCGUGUCGUUAACCUUAAAGUUAACAGCCUAAACAGCUGCUCAUGCUUUAGUGGUCCUGUGUUUUAACUCAGCAUGCAGCCCUCAGUGGCCCUCUGUGAAACACAUCCAGAUCAAAUAUUUUUGUUUCGCGUCAGUGCGCAUCCGUUCACCUAAACCAGCCAAGGGAGUCAUUACCGAAUUACCACAAACCAUAUCUCAUUUUCAUUCAUUCUCGUGACCACUUAAUAUUAUUCAAAUUUGGGGGAGAAUAAAAAAUUAAGCGGGGGGGGGAAUAUCAGAGAAAUGUAAAUAUAUGGAUAGAGCCCAAUUUAAGAUGUAAUUCCACCUGAAAACUGCUCAUAAUAAAAAAAAAUUUAAGAUUAGAUUUUUGUAAUGGAGGAUGUUUGUAAAUAGCUGUCUUUUUAAAAGUGUGUUUUGUAUGAAUCCUUGCAUUUUUGUCUCUGUUUGCAAUAUGUUUUUAUUUUAUUUUCUUUUAGAGAUAAACUGAAUAUUGCAGCAGACACACACGCUGUCUCUUUUCGCAGUGUCCAGUAUUGUCAAAAGAAUAAGUCUUUGUUACCACAUGUGUUAAAACAAAAAGAAAGAAAAAACACCACCAACAACAACUGGGGUUCAGAGUUUUUAUGUUGCCAUUCAACAGGAUUUUCAUUGCUCAGAAACUGUUCAGGACUGAAGUCAGUGAGCAGCUUUGAAAUGGAUAAGUCAUGAUAAUGAUAAGGCCCCUUCCCUGUUGGAGACAGCACUUAACUCUGCAUAUGAAGACUGUGUUAUUCCACUGCCUUUGAGGUAUCUACACCUUCCACUCCAUUAUGAGACGUAACAAAAAUAUUUUUGGUCCUCAGUGAUUAAUCCUUUCUCCUUUUUAAUAAGUCAGAUGGAGAGAGACGGAGACAGUGAGGGAGAGAGAAAUGGAGAGUAAAAAAGAAAAAGGGGCCACGUAUGAGAGUGUGACCGUGCUGCACCCGCUAAUAAAUCAUCCGGUUUACACCACUCAUUAUCUCCCAGGCGGUCCUUUGUUUUAAAGUUGCUCUCUCUGCCUCUCUUUCCCUCCCUCCGCCCUUCUCCUUUGUCAUCUCUCUUUCCUAAUUUAGCACAAGGAUGUUGGUCGCUCACGGUAUGAGUCUCACUGUAGGUUGAUUUCUGCUAUUGUUCAAAGCCACAGUAUUAUUUUUCAAUGUGCAUGUGUAAGCAAAACCUGUUGACUUUGUUUCCCUUUGUUUGAAUCAUAACUGUCAAGUUUUGUUAUUUUCUUUCGUUUCUUUUCUUUUUUUUUUGUUUUUGUUUUGCCAUUCACUUUUUUUGCCGCUUCUCAGCGUAACAUAUUGGCACCAGCUACAAUGGAAAUAACGUUCCACCAGUUUGGAAACAUCUGCAUUAUUGAUGAAUAAAAUUUUUCCCAUGGAA